UACACCGUCCCGACCGUCAUCCUCGGCCAUUAAUCCAUCCCAGCUCCACUCAACAAUCCCAUUCAUCCCUCGAUAAGUACCCAAGUGACAUUCUCCCCUUCAACCCAACACCACAACUACUAUCGAAAUGUCCAGCACAGUAGACGGGGCAACUAGCCCACCCGCCGAAGUAAUGACAAUCGCCUCCCCCAUCAACCUCAUUCUUCUCACCCUCUUCAUCAUCCUCGUCUACCUCCAACUCCGUCCUAAAGCCCCCGUCUCCCUCCCCAAGGCGCCCCCACCCGUCGUCUUCCGCACCUUCACCCCGACUACCCUCCUCCCUUACAACGGCACCGGCGAUCAACCUGUCUACCUAGCCGUGCGCGGACGGGUCUUCGACGUGACGCCCGGUCGUAACUUCUAUGGACCCGGUGGACCCUACGAGAACUUCGCCGGCCGGGACGCUUCCCGGGGUCUCGCGUGCCAGAGCUUCGAUGCGGAGAUGUUGACCAAGGAUCUGAAGGGUCCGCUGGAUAAGCUGGAGGAUCUGGAUGCGGAGCAGCUAGAGAAUCUGCAGUCGUGGGAGGAGCGGUUCUCAGAGAAGUAUCUGGUUGUGGGGAAACUGGUGGCUGAGGGAGAGGAGGGUGCCUGAGUCAAGGAUGCGUGGGAAUGGAAUAGUAGUUUGAGAGGGCCAGGGAUCUCUGGGAGAGGAAGACAACCUAUGGCGGCUACUGCGGACGGAAGACUGAAGUUGAAAAUUCUAGGCGGUUUCAAGAGUCGUGUGGAGAAUAAGGUGUUGGCACUACUUGGCUGGAUGAGUUAUGAUUUUAUGGUCAUUCUAAACUGUCUCGUUUACUCGGCGA
Messenger RNA from Aspergillus saccharolyticus JOP 1030-1, 842 nucleotides. RefSeq names its product cytochrome b5-like heme/steroid binding domain-containing protein. Gene Ontology annotation, cellular component: membrane; endomembrane system. The transcript has 4 exons. The record is from RefSeq and is a predicted model, not a curated record. NCBI's taxonomy places the organism in Eukaryota, Fungi, Ascomycota, Eurotiomycetes, Eurotiales, Aspergillaceae. The coding region runs from base 128 to 631 and encodes 167 amino acids.